AUGAACCGGCUCUGCCUCUCCAUAGCCCUUCUCUUUCUCCUGGUUAUCUUGGUGGACAGCACCCCAGUGUAUGAACACCAUACCCAGAACCAAGGUCUGGAGACGAGCCUUAGAAGGAGACCUGAGAAGCGUUCAAUAAUAGAUGUGAUUUCCCAUGUCAUCGAUGGUGUGGUUAAAGGUACCAAGAUAUUUCAUGGACUAAAAGGAUUGGCUGACAUAAUCGGUAAUGGAAUUCAAGGUCAGGUGAUGAUUUCCAGAACGCAAGUCGAGAACCAUACCGUCGAGGAGUUCCUAACACAAAUACUCAAAAAUGCAGCUUCUAAGCCUGAAUUCUGCCUGGAGCCUGAAUUAAAGGGUCCCUGCAAGGACCAGUUGACCAGAUACUUCUACAAUGCCACGGCCGGGUACUGCAAGCCAUUUGUGUAUGGCGGCUGUGAAGGGAACAAGAACAACUUCCAGACGUUAUCGGACUGCUUAGUGACCUGCUCUCCAGUGACAGUGUCCCUGUGGAGAAGAGGCAGCAGUGUCCUGUGA
Molecule: messenger RNA, 534 nt
Organism: Budorcas taxicolor (takin)
Lineage: Eukaryota; Metazoa; Chordata; Mammalia; Artiodactyla; Bovidae
Product: trophoblast Kunitz domain protein 1-like
Exons: 6
Coding region: 1-534 (177 amino acids)
Molecular function (GO): serine-type endopeptidase inhibitor activity
Source: RefSeq, a predicted model, not a curated record